Malaya genurostris is the source of this 3842-nucleotide messenger RNA. RefSeq names its product protein hairy (gene hry). The record is from RefSeq and is a predicted model, not a curated record. NCBI's taxonomy places the organism in Eukaryota, Metazoa, Arthropoda, Insecta, Diptera, Culicidae. The transcript is spliced from 3 exons. Gene Ontology annotation, molecular function: protein dimerization activity; RNA polymerase II cis-regulatory region sequence-specific DNA binding; DNA-binding transcription factor activity, RNA polymerase II-specific. Bases 572 to 1636 code for a protein of 354 amino acids. Gene Ontology annotation, cellular component: nucleus. Gene Ontology annotation, biological process: regulation of neurogenesis; anterior/posterior pattern specification; regulation of transcription by RNA polymerase II.
UCAGCCAGACGACCGCCGGAGACCAAACUCAAGCUAGUCCUCUGCUCCGAUCAGCACCAGUCAGAAUCGUUUCAACACUCGUCGGAGUAACACACUUCUCAAGGUGCUCUCUCGGAUUUCUCGAUCGUCCGCAGUACGUAGCUUGAGCGAGCAAAAAAGAAAAAAGUAUCUACUACCAAGACUGUUUGACGGACGGACACUUGCGUGUUUGAAGAACCUGGGAAAAAGAGCGAACGUUUUUUUCUGGUUUUUUGGUUUUUGAACGUGCGUGUAAGGGAUCAAUUCGUUUCGCGAAUCCCUCAGUGAAAGUGAUUUCAAGAUCAAGUGAGAUAAAGGAAAAAAAACAAACAAACAAGAAAGAUAUUCUGCCAAGUGAUGAAAAACUGUGCCUUUUGAGGAAGACCCAAAAUUGAUGGAUAGUACGAACCUGUGACGAAAAAAAAAUCUGAUUCAGUGAAAUCAAAGUGUGCCUUGCAAUCAAGGUUGGCCGUAGGAAAAGUUUGCGCCGUUCGGUCUCGGGGAUUUUUCAUCAACUGUGGAUAUCCUGCAAAGUUACAAACUGAACAGCAGAAUGGUUACCGGAAUCGGAACCAAGCAGCAGCAGCAGCAGCAUGGCACAAUGCCGACCACCUCACAGAUGCCACCGACCGAACAGCCGGUCGUGAAACGACCCGGAGAUAAUCGCAGGAGUAACAAACCAAUCAUGGAAAAACGCCGCCGAGCUCGCAUCAAUAACUGCCUGAACGAGUUGAAAACGUUGAUCCUGGAUGCCAUGAAAAAAGACCCUGCUCGUCACUCGAAGCUGGAAAAAGCUGAUAUACUGGAAAUGACCGUUAAACACCUGGAGAACCUCCAGCGCCAGCAGAAUGCCAUGUCUCAGGCGACCGAUCCGAACAUCAUGAACAAAUUCAAGGCCGGUUUCAACGAGUGUGCCCAGGAAGUCAGCAGGUUCCCGGAUAUCGAACCGAUGACUCGUCGCCGGCUUCUCGCCCAUCUCAGCAACUGCAUCAAUGGAGUGAAAGCGGACUUCCCGAAACCUCGCCAACCGUCGGUUCAGGUGCACAUACUGCCUUCACCGCCCAGUUCUCCGGAGCAGGAUCACCACUCGCAACCACAUCCCGCUCAAAUCAAUGCCGUACAGACCGGGAAUGGAGUUUUCUUCACGAACAACGUCGGAUCCAGUGUUCAGCUGAUUCCAACCAAACUCCCCAACGGAAGCCUCGCAUUUGUUCUUCCACAAGCCAUCCCUGCCGCGACUGCUCCUGUUCCCAUGCUGGUACCGAUCCCAAGCCGUACCGCGUCGACGGGAUCGGCCGCCUCCAGUCAUUCGUCUUCCUCCGUGUACGAUCGUGUGCCACGGGAACACGCAACUUCGCCCUACCACGCACCACCAAGCCCCGCUAACUCCAACUACGAACCCAUGGACUGUCACUCCACCGGAACUCCUGAACAGCAGCAAUAUCUUCAAUCUCAGCAGAUGCGCUUCCAGCAACAGCACCACCAGCACCAGCAGCAGCAACAACAACAACAACAGCGAUCAUACAGCCCGGACAGUCCCCUGUCACUGGUCAUGAAAAAACCCUACCAGGACCCAAACCUCAAUCAGGAUGACAGCCAACCGUGGCGGCCAUGGUAAAGACCGACACGACCGCACGUGCAGCACCCCUUGAGUCAUAAACAAUUAGUACCUUAACCACCAGUCAUCAUCAAACAACAACGACGGCAGCAGCCGGAAGUUCAAACGCGCUCGUGUCCACGAGCACCGCCGACAAUGUAAAGCACCGCCGCCACCUUCACGUUCGCGUAAAUCACAAAUACCUCCGCUAAAAUAGUUUAAAUAGCACAACACCCCGUUUGCGAUCAAGCUAGACGGCGACGGUAGCAACAAUGUACGAACUGCAGCGAGGCGUGGAGAGGUCACGAGCUCAUGUGCCAUUCAGCGCUCGUGAGAGUAUUGUGCUUUUCCCACAACUCAACUCAAUUGUGUAUUCUCUAGCGCACCGUGCUAAAAUAGUGCCCCAAUAGACAAAGUGUGAGUGCGAAAGACAGAGAGAGAGACAUCGGGAGAAAGACAGUGAGAGCUAGCGGGGGCCACAACCCAACAACUACUGCUAGUAGUGGCAACAAAAUUGUGAACUCGCCGCUACAAAGUGUGUAAUUGAAGCGCACCCAACGGCGAAGAACAAGCGACCGCGAGCAACGACUAGAAAGAAGAAACCUAUCGCGCGGCACGAGGCAAAAUUUAUUUUUACAUUUGAGAGAAUAAAUUUUUAUCACAUCAGCGAACGAACGGAACCGGGUGAGCGGAGAGUGAAACGGCGAACGACGAAAGGAAUAACCCGCGGUUUGCUGCGAUGCGGUGCUCGGUGGAUGGAACACAUGAGCGCGCGUGUGUGCCGAAAAAUUACGCGUUUUUACGUUUUUUUUUCCCCACUCGUGCAAUGCCUACUGACGGACAAUCAUAGAUCAUAGCAAUCCGAUUGACGUUUUACACAACAAUAACCUUGAGUGGGAUUUUUUUUAAUGACCCGUGCCUGUCUGCCUGCCUGCCAGCCUGCAGGAAGCGCUUCUACUAGUCAUCCAAAAAAUAGCGGGGAAUUUUACGGCGGAUGGACUGUGAUUCAUCCACCUGUUGACGUCGUCGAGCGUUGGGCUGCCGAUCGAUUGUUGUUCUGGUGGCACAGAAAGCAACAAUUUUAGCAACUACUAACAACAAGAAACUAAAAAACAAAAUGCACACAACCACCACACGCCCUCUACCGGAGGAACAAGCAAAAGCGUGGAAUCGUAGCUGUGAAUAAUCGUAAGGUUUAGCGUGAUAAAGCAACAAAAAAGCAAACAGAAAUGAGUUCAAAACUUUACAAAACAUAAUAUAUUCGUAUCCUACUACUGGUAGCAGCAGCUUUCGUUUUAAAGUUUUUUUUUUAGACCUAGCACAGUAACGAACAAUCAUGUGAUUAACUCCUUAAAUUUUGCGUUUAAGAUCGUCCUAAUCCAUUUUUCGUUCGCCCCAAACCAAUUGGUUUUCCCCUUCCUAUUCUCAUUAUUCUGUAGCAGAAGCAUAGAGAGUGGCGGAAAAAACCGCGUGUACAUAGAGAGUCUAGUUUUUAUGAUUUACCUUUUCCCUCAUGUGAAGCAAAAGCAAAAACAAAAACCGCGACAUUAAUCACAAAGGUCUUCCAUUAGCAACCAGCAGCAGUAACUGAUAAUUAAUUAGACACACACACACACGAGAGAAAGAGAGAAUGUGCGCGGGAUCCCGUAAAGUCAAAAGGUCGACGCUCAGUCGUUUUUUUUGUUUUUUUCAUUGGUCCAUUCUUUUCUACUCAUCGCAAACCACGGCCGGCCGAGAGAAAAGCGAAUAAUUUAUUCAUCAGAAGUAGAAAAAGGGCGAGCAAAGUAGAGAGAAUCGCCGAGAGUAGGAGACUCAUAAGAGCUUAGCCGGAUCCACGUUAGGUCUUCUUAUUUUUGUACAUGUUUUCCUUGUAUUAUAAUUAUUUUAUUUUUUUUUUUUUGAUCAUAUUUGCGCAUAGUGUUUAAGGGUUAGUUUGUAGAUACAGAAAGAAACGGUAGGCAUUAUUAUUUAUAGAAACAGAAACAAUAACAACAGAAGAAAUACCCAAGAUUUGAAGCAAUUUUUCUCCUAGAAAAAGUGAACUAAUGCAAAAGCAAUCUAAUUAGGUCUAGAUAAUUAGCCAACUGGGAAGUGUUCCCAGGAAUUACUAUUGUGUGACACAAAGAUAGAGAUGAUGAUGAUAGAUGAUAGAACUAUUUUAUAAAAACAACAGAGAAAUUUCUAAAAAUGAUGCACAAGAGAAAAUAUAAAAUAUUUUACAAACGAA